AUGGGGUCCGCGCUUUUGGAGCGCUUCGCCCCGCGCCUGGGGCUAACCGACCCGCUGGUGCUGAGGAAAGCAGAGGAGUACUUACGACUGUCGCAGGUGAAGUGUGCUGGCCUGUCUGCUCGCACCACCGAGACCAGCAACGCGGUCAUGUGCCUGGACCUCGCGGCUUCCUGCAUGAAGUACCCGCUGGACAGGGCUUAUUUAAUUAAACUUUCUGGUUUGAAUAAGAAGAUGUAUCAGAGCUGUCUUAAGUCUUUUGAGUGUUUACUGGGCCUGAAUUCAAAUGUUGGAAUCAGAGACCUCGCAGUACAGUUUAGCUGUACAGAAGCGGUGAACAUGGCUUCAAAGAUCCUGCAGAGCUAUGAAUCCAGUCUUCCCCAGACACAGCAAGUGGAGCUUGACUUGUCCAGGCCGCUUUUCACCACCGCUGCUGUACUCUCGGCAUGCAAGAUUCUAAAGCUAAAAGUGGAUAAGAACAAAAUGGUAGCCGCAUCCGGUGUGAAAAAAGCCAUAUUUGAUAGACUCUGUAAGCAGCUGGAGAAGAUCGGGCAGCAGAUUGACAGAGAACCUGGAGAUUUACCUACUCCACCACCGAAAAAACAGAAAACAAUGUUGCCAGCAAAGACAACAGAGAAGAUGGUAGAGGCCUCACACAGACCACAGCCAUGUGACGAUCUGACACAGGAUUAUGAAGAAUGGAGAAGGAAGAUUUUGGAAAAUGCUGCCAUUGCUCAAAAGGCUGUAACAGAGUGAGUUGUGUCCAGACUGACCUGUGCUGCCUCCAGGAAGAUGUAAGGACUUGGGAGUUUGUUUGACCCUAAGAUGAUUGCCUUGAAGCAGAGAAGCGAACCCUAGGGCUGAGGUCCGCGCGGUGGGCGGACCCUUAGCGUGAUGAGGACUGGAUAAGGCGUGAGUCCUCGCAUGGCCCUUUCUCCCCCAGCUCUGUGAAAAAAUUGGAACCAUUUUGCUUUGUUUUUUGGAUUUUAUUUUGUUUUGUUUUCAAAGCAAAAGGCAGUGUCCUGUCCUGUCUGCGGCGAAAAAUGCAUUCAGUUAGGUCUACAGUAAGCUUUCCGAUUUGACUAAAUUGAUGUGUUGUACAGACUAAGUUAAUAAAUAUUACUUU
Molecule: messenger RNA, 1123 nt
Organism: Ochotona curzoniae (black-lipped pika)
Lineage: Eukaryota; Metazoa; Chordata; Mammalia; Lagomorpha; Ochotonidae
Gene: ORC6
Product: origin recognition complex subunit 6
Exons: 7
Coding region: 1-753 (250 amino acids)
Biological process (GO): DNA replication initiation; DNA replication
Cellular component (GO): nuclear origin of replication recognition complex
Molecular function (GO): DNA binding
Source: RefSeq, a predicted model, not a curated record